AUGCAGGCAAGUGAUAGGUUUAACAUCAAUUCUCAGCUUGAGCAUCUUCAAGCUAAGUAUGUUGGUACAGGACAUGCUGAUUUGAGCAGAUUUGAAUGGGCAGUGAACAUUCAGCGUGAUAGUUAUGCUUCGUACAUUGGUCACUACCCGAUGCUUUCUUACUUUGCCAUCGCUGAGAACGAAUCCAUUGGAAGAGAACGCUACAAUUUCAUGCAGAAAAUGCUUCUACCUUGUGGCCUUCCUCCAGAGAGAGAAGUUGACUAA
Messenger RNA from Microthlaspi erraticum, 264 nucleotides. Lineage: Eukaryota; Viridiplantae; Streptophyta; Magnoliopsida; Brassicales; Brassicaceae. The record is from the annotation of a GenBank genome assembly.